CUGCCAUAGCUCUUUCUUUCAGAGCUUCCUGCAUGCUUUAUGAAAUGUACAUCAAACAUGAGCUGGUCUCCUGGUCUGCUGAAAAGUCAUUGUGAAGAGGAGUGGUCAGGGACGCGGAUCAUGAUGCACUUUUAGAUUCGACGUCGCCUACGCAGCGCAGCAACAUCGCAGAGCCUCUCGUGCGGUUGAUUCCCGAAGUUGGUGUCCAGCGGGCGAUGAUUCGCAUCUGAUUGUUGCCUAACUAUCCGGAGAGGACUGCAGACGAGCGAGCGCUGCAUUGUGGCAACCGAGACGCUGAUUCCUGCCCGAUCAUUGCGCAAUCCGCUCUCCCCAAAAUGUCAUCUCAUGCGAAAGUCAAGAAGGACAAAGAGAUUAUUGCCGAGUAUGAGACACAAGUGAAAGAGAUCCGUAACCAGCUGGUGGAGCAGUUCCGUUGUCUGGAGCAGCAGUCUGAGUCCCGGCUGCAACUGCUGCAGGACCUGCAGGAGUUCUUCCGUCGAAAGGCCGAGCUCCAACUAGAGUACUCCAGAGGCCUGGACAAACUGGCCGAGCGCUACUCUGCUAAGAUCCGUACCUCAAGAGAGCACCAUCACUUCAAAAAGGACCAGAAUCUCCUUUCCACUGUUAACUGCUGGUAUUUGGUCUUGGACCAGACUAGGCGGGAGAGCAGAGACCAUGCCACCCUCAGCGACAUCUACAACAACAACGUCAUUGUCCGUCUCGCACACGUGGGCGAGGAUGUCAUCAGACUCUUCAAAAAGAGCAAAGACAUCGGGGUGCAGAUGCACGAGGAGUUAGUGAAAGUCACCAAUGAGCUCUACACUGUGAUGAAGACGUACCACAUGUACCAUACUGAGAGUCUCAGUGCUGAGAGCAAGCUGAAGGAGGCAGAGAAACAGGAAGAGAAGCACAUCGGCAAGGCCAAUGACAUUGGUUCCAGCCUGCUGCGGUACGGUCAUGAUGAACGGCCACAGCGACGGAGCUCCGUCAAAAAGAUGGAGAAAAUGAAGGAGAAGAGACAAGCCAAGUACUCUGAAAACAAGCUGAAAUGCACAAAAGCCCGGAACGACUAUCUUCUCAAUCUGGCAGCAUCCAAUGCCCUGGUUGCCAAAUACUACAUCCAUGAUGUCUCAGAAUUUAUCGAUUGUUGCGACUUAGGCUUCCAUGCGAGCCUGGCACGCACGUUGAGAACCUACCUGUCGGCAGAGUAUAGUCUGGAGACUUCUCGCCAUGAGGGUUUGGACUUGCUGGAGGGAGCGGUAGAUGCCAUGGACGUCAGAGGAGACAAGCUGAAGUUUAUGGACGCACACAGCCAGAUCUUCUGUCCUCCAGCACGCUUUGACUGUCAGCCACACAUGGGGGAUGAGGUGUGUCAGGUGAGUGCACAGCAGCCUGUCCAGACAGAGCUCCUGAUGCGCUACCACCAGCUGCAGUCUCGCCUGGCCACGCUGAGGAUAGAAAAUGAAGAGGUGAGGAAGACUCUUGACGCCACCAUGCAGACCCUUCAGGACAUGCUCACACUGGAGGACUUUGAUGUUUCGGAGGCCUUCCAGCACAGCCAUUCCACAGAGUCGGUCAAAUCGGCUUCCUCUGACUCCUACAUGAGCAAGGCAAACAUUGUGAAGAGACGAGCCAAUCAGCAUGAGACUGAGGGCUUCUACUUUACUAAAUACAAGGAGUACUUGAAUGGCAGCAAUCUCAUUAUCAAACUGCAAGCCAAGCAUGACCUUCUGAAGCAGACGCUCGGAGAAGGGGAGAGGGCUGGAUAUGGAACAACAAGGCCCCCCAUUCUUCCCCCUAAACCCCAGAGAAUGCGGAAGUCUAGACCUCGCUCGGUUUUUACCCGUAAGCUGUUUAACGGCAAUAUGGAGGCCUUCAUUCAGGACUCAGGACAGUCUAUACCAGCGGUGGUUGAGAGCUGCGUUCGAUACAUCAACCUAUAUGGUCUUCAGCAGCAAGGUAUAUUUAGAGUUCCAGGCUCCCAUGUCGAGGUCAACGAUAUAAAAAAUGCAUUUGAAAGAGGAGAGGAUCCACUGGUGGAUGACCAGUCCGAUCAUGACAUCAACUCUGUGGCAGGCGUUCUCAAGCUCUACUUCAGGGGGCUGGAAAACGCACUCUUUCCUAAAGAGCGUUACCUCGACCUCAUAUCCACAACCAAGCUUGACUCAGGCGCAGAAAGGGCUCAUCACCUUCAGCAGAUAAUUGUGACUCUCCAGCGGUCCGUGAUCAUCGUCAUGAGAUACCUAUUUGCAUUUCUAAAUCAUGUUUCUCAGUACAGUGAUGAGAACAUGAUGGACCCCUACAACCUGGCUAUUUGCUUUGGCCCCACGUUGAUGCCAAUACCAGAUGACCAAGACCCCGUGGCUUGCCAGGCGCAUGUGAACGAGAUCAUUAAGACCGUUAUCAUCCACCACGAGCUCAUCUUCCCGGCCCAGCGUGAGUUGGACGGACCUGUGUAUGAAAAGUGCAUGGCUGGUGGGGAAGAGUACUGUGAAAGCCCCCACAGUGAGCCAGGAACUCUUGACGAGGUAGACAAUGGCACUGGACCCAACACCAGCGACGAAGAGUUGGAGCAGAUCGAGGCCAUUGCAAAGUUCGACUAUGUGGGCCGAAGUCCGAGAGAGCUUUCCUUCAAGAAGGGAGCCUCUCUGCUACUCUACAUGCGAGCCUCUGAGGACUGGUGGGAGGGCCGACACAACGGCGUGGACGGGCUGAUCCCACAUCAGUACAUUGUGGUACAAGACAUGGAUGAUGCAUUCUCAGAUAGCAGGACUGAUGGUGCGGCCAACAGUGGACCCCACCACGAUGAAAGAGCGUCGUCCAGAAAUGACCGCCGAUCUCCAUGUGAACACACACCUGAACGGCAAUUUGGAGCAGCACUAGGAAGAUUGAGGGUGCGAUCAGAUGGAGCUGCAGCUCCGCGCCACAGGAACGGCGCCGACAGUCACAGCCCCACCAGGGGUGCAGACCAGCCCCCUCGGGUUAUGCCUCGGCCCUGCAGCCCUCACAAAGUAGCAGUUAGCAAGGGCCCAGCAGACAGUCCGGAGAAACGGCGUCUCGCUGCAUUUGGCAGUGCCGGCUGCAUCAACCACUCCGACAGAAAGGCCUUCGUGGAAAGCCACUCUCAGCGGUCUUCACCCAGCACCACUCGGCACGCAAGUUUAGGAGAUCACAAAACUCUUGAGGCUGAAGCACUCGCUGAAGACAUAGAGAAAACAAUGAAUACAGCUCUCCACGAGUUGCGUGAGCUGGAGCGACAGAAUGUAGCCAAACAUACCCCUGAUGUUGUUUUGGACACAUUGGAGCCCCUCAAACACCCCAGUGGAGCCCAGGAGCCACCUGGCAGCCCUCUCCACACCAUGGUGAUCAGGGAUCCAGACGCAGUCCAGCGGCGUAGCAGCAGCACCUCCUCCGAGACCAUGAGCACUUUUAAACCUGCUAUAUCAGCACGUAGGCCGAGUGCCCCGCUAAGGCCCCCACCUGUCAGACCUGUCCGGCCCGCUCCUGUGAUUGGACAGGGCCAGGGACCACACCGCUCCAGCAGCUCUAGCUCCUCUGGUCUGGGCAGUCCAGGUAUCACACCCACCGACAGGGUCUUUCCCAAACCACCUUCUCCAUCACCAUCCACCUCCUCCUCAUCCUCAGACAAACAAGGUAACAUGUAGAAGUUGAAGAACACUGUGGGUAACCAGGUGAUUGUGAUUACCAUCAUGCCCCUGCACCUCUUUUCGACCACAAAACAAAUAUUGACACGUGGUCAGUAUAAUCUUCCGAGGUGUAGGAUGGCUACUUCUGGUUUCUGACAACUGUGCUCCCACACAUUAACUUGUUGGUGAACAAGUAUAUGUACUGCAUUACAAUAUUACACAGAAAUAGCAUAUACAUCUUCUAGAAUAAUUGUAUAGAAUGUUAACGUGCUAAACAGCCAUGCUGUAUAAAAAAGGGAUGCACUGGAAGAUGCUUCUGUUUACUGAAAUCUGACAUUGAAAAUCAAAUUUUAUGAGGUUACAAAAAUGCUGUGAGCUUGGAUCAUGUCUGGUUUUAUGUUCCAUUAUAAGGGGACACUUAUGGUGAUAUUACACCACUCAUUAUCUAGACAUCCAGUUUGUGCUGCUGGUUGAUGUUUUCUAUUAAAACUACUAAAUUCCACUUUCCUUAGAGAGCCUGUCACGCGUUGGCAAUAUAUACCAACGAGCAAGAAACAGCUUUAACAACUGGCAGAUAUGAUGGCUGUGUCUAAAAUCACUCUCCAUUUACUAUGUCGAGUACUAUAUUAACUGAUCCACAUUUUAUUUCAGCGUCUAAACUCUGCGUGGUAAAUGUACAUCGAAUGUCUGGCGUGCCCUUAAAAAAUAUAUAAUAAUGGAAUGAAAGAAAUUAGUGUGCAUGGCAUGUUAAGUCUUUUCUUCCAACAAUCCCACGUGUCACUUUUUAUCGAUGAGAACAUUUGAGUUUUACACUACGUCUGUUGGUGAUAACAAACUGAUGCUGAUUGUGUGGGACAUAUUUAUUGUUCAUUACAGAGUAAACUGUUCUGUUUCAUGGGGAGACGUGAGAGAGGAUGAAUUUAGACACAGCCAUGAAUGUUUAGUAAAACCAGGGUAGUCAAAGUUCUUCUAAUGGCCAGUUAAUGCUGUCUGAGGAAAUUACGUCCUUAUUAGAGCCAUUGGGAAUCAAAGUAUUACAAAACUAAUUGUGUCAGGCGCAGUGCUUGCUACACCCCAACACAAAUCCAACCUAAGGAUACUGGGUGCAAAAGUCUAAACGCAGACAACACCAACUAUGAAUGGGAUUUAAUUGUUCUCAAAAACAUAUUUUUUUAUUUGAUCAUUUCCAAAAGUACUACAUUAUACAAAAAAAUUACACAUACAGUAAUGGCUUUAAAAUAAAUUAAAAUAUCCCCAAACUUUUCUCUUGAAAUGCUAAAUUAUAAUUUUUUCCACAAGACCGUUCCGAAGAAACCGUCCCAGUACAACUUACCAAGCAGCAUUUACUUUGUUAUCAGAACAAGUGGUGCUGCAGCAGUCUGGUCACAUAGGGACCAGUCUGACCAGCAGGGGCAGUGAUGUCAUCACGAGCUAAUAGCCUGGGAACGACCAGGUUAACUGGUAGCAUUCCAGCAGUACAAUCAUCAACAACCUGAGACUCUGCCUCUCUUUGUUGCAUUUUCAAGGCAGUGGACCAGGACUAAUACAAGCUCUUCCUGACUGAUAUUUGAUAAUAAAUGCUGCAUGCAAGCUGUUCCAAAAAUUACAUUUAUUUCAGCCCAAACUAUAUUUUUGAUUCAUCUCAUAACAGGUCAGUGGGCGACAGAAGUAGACCAGGCUGCAGGGCUCCACAGUUACACAUAAAACAUUGACAGCUAUUGUGGAUUUUAUAGACAUGCCAUCCUUAUAACUAAUACACAGAAAUAAAGAAUACAAUCAGAAACAUGUUCUUAUGAAAAUAGUAAUCUCGACAUAAAAAGAUUACAUGUGUUACCUCAAUGAACAAGGGACAUGUUCCCCUACAAUUCAAGUGAAUAAUGCACUUAGAAUCACGACAAGGAACUGCACUGCAUUUGUAGGUUCUGUGUGUUCAUCUGGAUGACGCUGUACUAGAAACAUGAUAUAGCACAUCAAUAUCAUUGAAGCUUACAUUAUGUCUACAUUGCAUUUGGUCAUUUGAGGCUGUGUGGGUGUUUAGAUGAAUUUGCUUACUGUUGAUGUUUUUUGUCUGUCUUAAAAGGAUAAUCAAUAUAUCUUAAACUGUAGAAGGUACAUUUGAUCGAAUAUAUAUUAUACUGUUAAAGGAUACUUGUAUAAAUAACAUUGUAUGAUAGGAACAGGAUAUAUUAUCAUGUCUAGUCUGUAGAUUUUUGUUACUCUUAUCCUUGCACAAACAUUAACAAAAGAAUAAAUCAGUGAAACCUUACAGAAA
Pseudoliparis swirei is the source of this 5919-nucleotide messenger RNA. RefSeq names its product SLIT-ROBO Rho GTPase-activating protein 3-like. The record is from RefSeq and is a predicted model, not a curated record. The transcript is spliced from 22 exons. The coding region runs from base 336 to 3665 and encodes 1109 amino acids. Gene Ontology annotation, biological process: signal transduction; negative regulation of cell migration. Gene Ontology annotation, molecular function: protein binding. NCBI's taxonomy places the organism in Eukaryota, Metazoa, Chordata, Actinopteri, Perciformes, Liparidae. Gene Ontology annotation, cellular component: cytoplasm.